Messenger RNA from Colletotrichum truncatum, 2319 nucleotides. RefSeq names its product Subtilisin NAT. Gene Ontology annotation, cellular component: cell wall; membrane. Gene Ontology annotation, molecular function: serine-type endopeptidase activity. Lineage: Eukaryota; Fungi; Ascomycota; Sordariomycetes; Glomerellales; Glomerellaceae. The record is from RefSeq and is a predicted model, not a curated record. Gene Ontology annotation, biological process: proteolysis.
AUGCGCUUCGUCCGACUUCUCCCCGCCCUGGCCUUCGUCGCCGGGGUCGUCGCCCAGGACGAUGGCGACAAUAACGCAGAGGUUCCCGUCGAACUCGAACCAAAGCGCUUCAUCGUCGAGUUCGCCAGCGGCACCCACACCAAAACCAAGCGCGACGAGCUUUCGUCAGAGGAAGGCAUCAAAGUCCUCAAGACGUUCGAGUCGGCCGUCUUCUCCGGAGCCAGCGUCGAGACGGAUAACCACAACCUCGACACCCUCCGAGACCUCCCCGACGUCGUCGGCGUCUGGCCAAACAGCAAAGCCAACCUCGUCGCCCCCGUAAAGCGGCAAGUCGCCGUCGACCCCGAAGCCGCGGACGAGUACGCCGUCCACUGGGCCACGGGCGUCGACGCCCUCCACGAACAGGGCAUCCUGGGUGAGGGCGUCAAAAUCGGCGUCGUCGACACGGGAAUCUGGUACAAACACUCGGCACUUGGCGGCGGUUUCGGCCCCGGGUUCAAAGUCGCCGGCGGACGCGAUCUCGUCGGAGACACGUGGGUUGCGGGUUCGACAAAGACGCCCGACGACGAUCCGGCCGACCAGCAGGGUCACGGCACGCACGUCGCCGGCAUCAUCGCCGGUGAGUCCGCGUCCGGGUGGCGCGGCGUCGCGCCCAAGGCGACCCUCUAUGCCUACAAGGUUUUCGGCCCCGGAGACGGCACCGACACGGCCACGCUCAUCGACGCCUUCCUGCAGGCGUACAACGACGGCAUGGACAUCAUCCACGCCAGCGUCGGAGGCAGAGGCGGCUUCGCGAAUAACGCCUGGGCUGUCGUGGCGAGCCGCAUCGCUUCCGAGGGCGUCGUGGUGACCAUCUCUGCCGGCAACUCCGGCAACGGCGGGGGUUAUUAUGCCAGCAGCGGCAGCUCCGGGGAGAAUGUCAUUGCCGUCGCGAGCGCCGAGGUCAAGAGGAGGAGCACGACGAGUGCCGACGACGACGGCGGCGACGUGAUUCAGCCGUCGUACUUCACGAGCUGGGGCGGUCUGUACGACUUGUCCGUGAAGCCGGACAUCGCCGCUCCCGGGUCCAACAUCUUCAGCACGUGGGUCGGGGAGGAUAACAACCAGUUCGUCCUGCUCAACGGGACGAGCAUGGCCGGGCCGUAUGUCGCCGGCGUGGCGGCGCUGUACAUCUCCAAGCACGGCGGACGGACCGUCCACUGCAAGGAUUUCGCAAAGAACCUCGCCAUGCGCAUCAUCUCCACCGGUUCUUCGCUGCCGUGGUUGCUUUACGGCGGUGCCGCGGACCCGAGCUACAGAGCCCCGUCGCAACAGGUCGGCGGCGGCCUCAUCGACGCCAAGAAGGUGCUGGAGUACGGGACGAAUCUCAAGCUCGCGCGCUUCGGGCUUAACGAUACGGCAAACUUCCGCCCCAGCCAGAGGGUCACUAUCCGCAAUGACGGAAAUGAGGCGGUCAGGUAUACUUUUGAGGUCGAGAACUGGGCUGGUUUCGACAUGUUGAGGAGCUUCGACGCGCGGGAUCCGGGCGAGACGCCUCGGAUUCGGUACCGCCCCGAGAUGGUCCCUUCUAAUUUUUCGGCGACGGCAAGUGGCCCUGGGGAGUUUUCUUUGGCGCCCGGAGAGUCGCGGGAAGCAGGGUUCGUCUUCCAGGCGCCCCAGGGAGUCAACGAGACGGCCCUUCCUGCGUACGGCGGACGUGUGCUUGUUAAGGGUGACAACGGAGAGACUGUUGCUGUUCCGUUCCAGGGACUUGCGUUUGACUUGAAGGAGCAGAUGCAAAGCGCAUUCCACGGGACUUAUCCGUGGCUGAGAUCCACGAGUGCUUACAGCAACAAGACGACCUUCAACUUGAAUACCGCCACGGGGGCACAGGACUUUCCCAUGCUGUUUAUGAAGGUCAAAUGGGGGACUAGGGAGGUCCGUUGGGACAUCUACGAAGCCGGCUUUGACAACGAGCGCGACUGGGAGUACCCGCCGGUCCAGGGACAAAAGGGAUACAUCGGAUCGGCGACGUCGUGGUCUAGGGCAGGCAGCGUUUCGACCUUCAACCCUGCGCGGCACGACGCCAACGACACAUAUGCGUUUCCCGUCGUCGAUCAGGGGCGCAAUGCGUUAACUACUGGCGGGUUUACGACGACGUAUUUCUGGUUUGGCAAGCUGGCGGAUGGAAGUCAGAUUGCGCCCGGUGAAUACACCAUGCGAUUCGCCGUCUUGCUGCCGUUUGCCGACCCGGCUGAGGCAGGCAGCUGGAAGGGGUUGACUACGGGCUUUACGAUUCUCCCGAGGAACGGGACUGUCUCUCGACGAGCUCGACCUUGA